Notolabrus celidotus (New Zealand spotty) is the source of this 5217-nucleotide messenger RNA. RefSeq names its product protein tyrosine phosphatase non-receptor type 11b (gene ptpn11b). The transcript is spliced from 16 exons. Gene Ontology annotation, molecular function: protein tyrosine phosphatase activity. The record is from RefSeq and is a predicted model, not a curated record. Gene Ontology annotation, biological process: protein dephosphorylation. NCBI's taxonomy places the organism in Eukaryota, Metazoa, Chordata, Actinopteri, Labriformes, Labridae. The coding region runs from base 142 to 1929 and encodes 595 amino acids.
UUGAAAAGCACCACCGGAAGUCGUGUCGACAGAGAUGUGUGGCUCCCUCUCGCAGGUUCAGCGGAUCUUCAGUCUUCAGAGCGACUUAUCGGAGGUAAAAGGGGAUCGUUUAAGGAUACUUGACAGCUUUCAGAGACUGCUAUGACAUCUCGCAGGUGGUUCCACCCCAACAUCACCGGAAUCGAGGCAGAACAGCUCCUGUUGACACGGGGCGUCCACGGCAGUUUCCUGGCCCGACCCAGCAAGAGCAACCCGGGGGAUUUUACCCUCUCUGUGAGGCGGUACGAUGAGGUGACCCACAUUAAGAUCCAGAACUCAGGCGACUACUACGACUUGUAUGGAGGCGAGAAGUUUGCCACGCUGGCCGAGCUGGUGCAGUAUUACACCGAGCAACAGGAUCUCCUGCGCGAGAGGAACGGCCAUGUCAUCGAGCUCAAGUACCCACUCAACUGCAAGGACCCCACCUCUGAAAGGUGGUACCAUGGACACCUGUCAGGGCGAGAUGCAGAGAAACUGCUCACAGAGAAAGGCAGAGCAGGUAGCUUCCUGGUACGGGAGAGCCAGAGUAAACCGGGCGACUUUGUGCUCUCCGUUCUCACCAAUGAAGAGAAACACGAGAACGUGGACCGAAAAACCAAGGUCACCCACGUUAUGAUACGCUACCAGCAGGACGGUAAAUAUGAUGUGGGCGGUGGUGAGAGGUUCGACACUCUGGCUGACCUGGUGGAUCAUUACAAGAAGAACCCCAUGGUGGAGAAAAGUGGCAUAGUAGUGCAUCUUAAACAGCCCUUCAACGCCACAAGGAUAAAUGCAGCAAACAUUGAGAACCGGGUACGAGAGCUCAACAAAGUGGCAGACAACUCAGAGAAACCCAAACAAGGAUUCUGGGAAGAAUUUGAGGUACUUCAGCAACAGGAGUGCAAACUGCUGUAUCCCCGGAAAGAAGGCCAGAAACCAGAAAACAAGAGUAAAAACAGAUACAAGAAUAUCCUCCCCUUCGACACGACUCGGGUGGAAAUCAGGGAAGCAGAUCCAGAACUUCCUGGCUCAGAUUACAUCAAUGCAAACUACAUCAGAAGUAUGCAUGAAGAGGGGCGACAUGUGGAGGAGGGCAAAGUCUUCAUUGCCACCCAGGGGUGCCUACAGAUUACAGUCAUUGACUUCUGGAAGAUGGUGUAUCAGGAAAAUACACACGUCAUCGUCAUGACCACGAAAGAGGUGGAGCGAGGACGAAGCAAAUGUGUCCGUUACUGGCCUGACCUUCACGGAACCAGGGAGUUUGGUAAGCUGCUAGUGAGGAACGUGGACGAGCGGCCAGCUCAGGACUACAUCCUGAGGAAGCUGGAGGUGACCCGUCUGGACCGGAGGGAGCCUCUGAGGUACAUCUGGCAUUACCAGUACCUGAGCUGGCCUGACCACGGCGUGCCAAAUGAACCAGGUGGGGUCUUGUGGUUCCUGGAGGAAGUCAACCGCACUCAGAGUAGCAUUCCAGACACUGGACCCAUUGUCGUCCACUGCAGUGCCGGCAUUGGCAGGACGGGCACCAUUAUCGUGGUCGACAUCCUUAUCGACAUCAUUAACCGCCAAGGUCUAGAUUGUGACAUUGACAUCCCUAAGACCAUCCAGAGAGUGCGGCAGCAAAGGUCGGGCAUGGUGCAGACAGAGGCUCAGUAUAAAUUCAUCUACAUGGCUGUGCAGCAGUACAUAGACACAGCCCAGAAGAGACUAGAAGAGGAGCAGAGGAAUAAGCUGAAGGAGAGAGAAUAUUCCAAUAUCAAAUAUCCUCAGAUGACCAACUCUAGGUCUAAAUCUAACAUGACAUCCUCACGCUCUUCUUCUAUGAUGACAAAUGAUGACUCAUCGAGUGUGUACGAGAACAUAAACUUUAAAAGCCCUCAGUCGUCUUUUAGCAGCAACACCAGGAGGUAAAACCAUCGCCAUGGACCUCCACGUCUGCCUGCCUGCCUCUCUUUUCAGCGGAGGUGGCGCAAGGUCAGCGCCCGAGAACCCUUCAGAGGAGGGGGGAGUGUAAUGCUCUGACUACACCCCCCGUCUGAAGACCCCAUGGGGGCUGAAGGCUGCGAGCUGACCCCUCUCCUGCUGCUGCCGUCCUGCUGGACCUCUCUGUCUGGAGUAAGCCUUACCCUCCGUAGGGAGGAGGACUCUACAGCAUAGUGCUCUCACUCAGGACCCUUUUUGUCCCCUGUCUUUCUCACCCUUCUCUCUUAACCAGCACAAGUGCCUUGUCACAUGAUGUGUCUGUAAUACAGCCUCCCAAAACCUGCUGCUGCAUCUCUGCUACCUUCCAAACCCUGGAAACCCAAGUUGACAUGAGAAGCUUUUUCCUCUGAGUGACUGAGAUUAAAAAUGGAGUAUGUCCUAGCCUGAGCUGAGCAGACCUGUGAGGGACCCAAAGAAGGUCAAAACUAAGCUGUUUGUCCACAGAAAUCUCUUUGUUUUCUAUCUUCUGUCUUUGUCUUGGCUGGCUGUCAUCUGAACUUGAACCUGAGACUGUUUUUGCACCAGCUGUGGUGGUUAUUAAUGUGUUUGAUGACUUAUUGCAGGGGGGUUAUUUAACUAGGGCACAGGAAGCACAAGCAAGACCUUUUUUCAUGUAACAUUUUCGACAUUAAUUUUCUGACUAAAGUAGUCCCACUUUGAGUCCAAACUCAUUCUUGAAAGAUGUUUUCUUCCUUCCCCAUAUGUUGUCCUUUUAAAUCAGCUUGUUUGAUUUUUGUUCUUGAUGUUUUUGUUGAUACGUCUCCUGGUAUGAUGGCUGUGCAACAUAUUUUGUUUCAAAUAUAUACUUGUGAAAUUUCAUAUAUAUAAAUAUUUAUAGAGGAACAUUUGGUGAAACACAUCAUGUUUAAGCACCAUGGUUCCGGCAGCAUCCCCAGCACUAACCCAGAUUUAGCGGCCACUCAUCGUGGUUCACUGGAGUCCACAUCUGACAGGAAACGGGUGCAGAGGAUUCCUAAAUAGAUGGUUGUAGUGGAAGUUGUUUUACUGGCUGUCCUCGUAAUCAGCAGGUCUGAAGCAGUUCAACAUCUGUCAAACGACAUCGUCAUAAGGAGACAAGGGAAGUGGGGGCGAUUACCGUAGGCCAGAUGGCCAUCUGCCUGAGAUUGAAGAAUAGAUUUGUAUCCAAAAAGUAAUUUAGAAGAUGGCCGUAAUCCAGGCUUGAUGAUAGCGGAGCGAGUAAGCCGGUGUCAUUGACGUGAUAAGGAAGACAGUGGAGGCGUGGAGCACUGAGCCCUCUGUGCUGUCUGGCAGAUUGUGUGCUAUUUUUAGCCUCCAGGAUAAAAUAUAGAUCCUCUAAUACAAGUGCGGGUACUAAAGUGAUUUCAGACCUCACUUGUGUAAAAUGUAAUGAUGAAAGAAAGAAAAAGAUGUCUCACAUGAUAGGAAGAAGUCAUAAUACAGUCUCCUGCAUUAGUAUUUACACCUACUUUUAUACAUGUUGGCAUGUUUCAGCCAAGACAGACUUUAGUGGCAAUGUGUCCAAUAAAACCCUGUCCAGAAUUUUAAGUUUGGAGGGUUUUACAUGGUUUUUAAAUUAUUUUCCACCAUGAAAUGUGUUAAGUUUUCAGUGAUUUGCUUUGAAACCCCUGAGAGAAAAAAAUCCCUGAAUAGAUUCAUUUAAGGUUGAGGUUGUAAGACAUCAAAUAUUGAUGUUCAGUGGAGGUGAAUACCUCUGCAGGGCUCUGGGUUUUGUGUCCAGAUUACCUUUGUUGGGAGGCAUAAAACAUAAAUGAGCUGCACUUGUGGGUGGUGUUUGUGCUCUAACCAUCCUCGCUCUCCACCAACAGAAGUAUGUGACUAACUGUGUCACGUACUCUCACAGGCUGCCAUCACUGUGUUUGCUUUGGCUGGCCAGUAUCUGCUGCAGCAACUCAGUCAUGAAUUAUGAUAUAAACUACAGCUAAUCAAAACCCACUGAAGAAGCAGUACUCAGUCUUUGCAGUGAAACACCGUAUUGUAGUUCAAUACUGUUGACCUUUCGGGUGAUAUUUAAGUACAGUGAGAGUGCAACCUGCAGCAAAAUCAUCCUGUUUGACAACUUAGAUCUGCCUAAAGGAGCACACGGUCAUUUCAGUAAGGCUCUGAGGCUCUGGAGUUUAAAGCAAACAUAACCUCUGCAUGCAGCAGGAUAUAAAAAAUCUGCUGCCAGACCCCUCACACACUCUCACAGAAGAGUAAACAUGAGCCCAGUUUCAGCUUCAUUACAGCAGCCACCGAUUCAUGUUUAGAGUUUGUUUUGGGAUUGUAAGCGUAGACAGUCUUCCUGUUUUAGUUUAACUUGUGGCCGUUGUAUUGUAGUGGUUGAUUCUUGAUGAGUUUUAUGAAAGAAGUGGCUUUGAUACCCUGUGUCCCUGAAGGCCUGUGCCUGUUAAAAUAUGCUACACCACUUGAUGAAGUAGAAUUGGAACAAUGAAGAUGUUUGAAUCCCUCCAGAUCGUCCUUUUAUUCUCCACCUGUCCAAACUCUGAUCCGUCUGAUGAAUGAGAAAUGUGUCUGUGUUUUUCAACUCUCUCUUGCGCUGUGGAUGAUUCUGAAUUUUAUAUUGUAUUUUGCCUCUAUUGGUCUGAGUGUUUUUUAUAUAUAUAUGGUGAGAAAUAUCAAUACUUGAAAGUGUGAAACUGCUGAAUCUUUGGCCUCAGGCUGUGUAUGGAUGAUGAUGUCCGUUGACUGUGGAAGUGUUUUUGGUAGUGCACUAGAUUUUCAGCCAUCAGUGUUGUUUUUUCUUUUCUUUAGUUUUUGUUGAUGUUUCAUUUUGCUGAAUUGUGUUUAAAAUCAUUAUUUCUUGCAUUUUAUACUGUGUCUGAAUUAUUAUCAUUAUUAUUAUUAUUAUUUUAUUAUUAUUAUUGGUGUAAUUUCACCAUGGUUAAGUUAAUUCUGGCUCUGAGUUGAACCAGUGUACACAAAGGUAUGCAGUAGCAACACAAUAUUCUCUCACUGCUUUACCUCUCACAUGAACUUGAACAUGUUGUUGAUGUCUUUUGUUAUUUUUGUUCCUCUCUCUCUGUCGGUCACAGUAUGCCUGAAGUGUGUCGUGGUAUCCUGAGUGUCGUUCCUCUUCUUGCACUGGCUCUGCCCAGACGCCUUCUUGCUGUACAGGCUACAAAUGCUGAUGUAAUAAGCUGCAAGAAAUGACAACAAAAUGGUUUUGUUAUCAUAUAGUUUAAUAAAAAUGUAUGAUGGCACUCUGAGAAGUUA